UUCGGCAUUUGUUAAGUCAUAGUGAAGCAGCAGCAGAAUAGAGGGAGAAGCAAAUAUGCAGAUUUUCGUGAAAACCCUAACGGGGAAGACCAUAACCCUCGAGGUUGAGAGUAGUGACACCAUCGACAAUGUCAAGGCCAAGAUUCAAGAUAAGGAAGGUAUUCCUCCGGAUCAACAGCGUUUGAUUUUCGCUGGGAAGCAGCUCGAAGAUGGAAGGACCUUGGCCGAUUACAACAUUCAGAAGGAAUCUACCCUUCACCUUGUCCUCAGGCUUCGUGGUGGAAUCAUUGAGCCUUCGCUCAUGGCUUUGGCUCGCAAGUACAACCAAGACAAGAUGAUUUGCCGCAAAUGCUAUGCUCGUCUUCACCCAAGGGCUGUGAACUGCCGCAAGAAAAAGUGUGGCCACAGUAAUCAGUUGAGGCCAAAGAAGAAGAUCAAGUAAAUCUUGGUUGAUGUUGUCGGUCUCUUUCGUUGUGGAUUUGGGACUGGGACUGGUUUGUUGAUUUAUAUACUUGUCGUUAAUUGUCUUUGGUUUUAUUAAUGUGACCUGUUUUGGUGGAUAUUUUUGUAGUGGUCAGUUAUAUUGUUAUGAUGACGACAUUAAAUUAUGCUUCCUUUUCACAUCCA
Messenger RNA from Vigna angularis (adzuki bean), 627 nucleotides. Its product is annotated as ubiquitin-60S ribosomal protein L40. Gene Ontology annotation, molecular function: protein tag activity; ubiquitin protein ligase binding; structural constituent of ribosome. The record is from RefSeq and is a predicted model, not a curated record. NCBI's taxonomy places the organism in Eukaryota, Viridiplantae, Streptophyta, Magnoliopsida, Fabales, Fabaceae. The coding region runs from base 56 to 442 and encodes 128 amino acids. The transcript is spliced from 4 exons. Gene Ontology annotation, biological process: protein ubiquitination; modification-dependent protein catabolic process; translation. Gene Ontology annotation, cellular component: nucleus; cytoplasm; ribosome.